AAUCAGAAAAUGUAUUAGAUGUAAUACCAACAAGUGUGUAACAUCGUUGGUUCGCAUUUUCUUUGCUGCCAAUUGCUGCUUUAUUAUAGGCUAUAUACAUAUAUUUUAACACUGCAUUAGGUAUACAAGUGUUCAUGCGUCAAUCUCAAUAUAUUUACACUUAUGACCCAUGUAGAUCUGGGAUUUCAAAUAGAAGCAAAAGUGAGGUUAUGGGGCCCGUUUCAUAAACAGUUGCAACUGUUGUAACUAUGGCAACUAGCAUGGUAACAGGGCUCAGCAGCCAAUCACAAUCAAGGUUACCAUGGUAGUUCCCAUAAUGGCAAAGUUACAACAGUUGCAAGUCCUUUAUUUAACAGGCCCUUGGUUUGCUUAUGUGCAAUAUUGAAAGGGUAGAGAUGUUAAGCCAUUUUGAUGUUCAUGAAUAUUUAAUGAACAUUAAAUGUGUCAUUGAUGUGAAGUUCUAGAUUCGUUAGAGUCGGGGGUUUAUGGUGAGAACGAAGGCUGUAAUGCGUGUCUGAUCCUUUUAUCCACAAAAGUUCUUGUGUGCAAGGAAAGUAAUCACAAGAGAUACUUCUUUAUUAAUUGCAAGGUGAGUUGGAGGUGUUUCACAAAGAUUUUAAUGUGACUGAAAAUUGCACUGUAUGAACAUCCUAUUUGCAAUGAGUAUAAAGACAGUUUACUGCAUUGGUCAUAUUAUGCUUGAUGAACAUACUCCAGACUACCACAAAAAUUGGUGGGUUUUAUGUCAAACGAUCCUUCGAUGCUUAGAUCGCGAUCCAACCAUUCUUUAUGUUUAGGAAUCACAGUGAAUACGUUUGAGAAUUUUGUGGAUUAGUGGUGUAAUUUGGUCGUGGUAUGUGGUCAAAUACAGUAUUCACCUCUUGUCAUUGAUCCACCAGGAUCUCGCAUAGAAUAGGUUCUAUUGUUAUGCACUGUCCGCUAUUUCUUGUCUAUUGUUCCCCAGCUCCUGUACAUUAUCUCCUGUUCCAAACACCCCAAACCACUAUUUCCUCAUUACUUUACAGCACAAAGCCCACAAAUUUGUCUGUACCAAAUGAACGCCUUUUCAGUUAAACCAUGGAGCUAUUACUUGUAGUACUUAACUCUUUGUUAAAAGCGACCUCUUCCUCUGCUUUCCCUUAGAGUAGGCUCUCUUCAUGUCAGUAGGAUUUGAAAGGGGGUUGAUCAGUCAAUGGUGUUGACAAGAGCUAGCCACCUUGAAAUGUGGCUUGUAUGAGAAUCACUCUCAACAUCUUAUCUGCUCUGUUCUUCCAAAUUGUGCAAGGAUGAAAUGGUGGGAGAUUGACUGGGAGAGCCUCUGUGAAAUCCUGGAUGAGGCAGGUUGAGGAACCUUUGAAGAAAUACAGGAAAAGCACUAUUACAGUGUAUAAAGAAACAGUGAGACCCCGCCAAGGUGCUCCGCGGGAAUUAAGGACCGGACAGAGCGUCAAGGUCUGCACGAAAAGGAAACAGAAGUUGCAAGUCAGAACCCCAAACCUCACCCAAUUCAUAGAAUGAAUUGAUACAUGCUAGACUAUAUCUGGCAAACUGAGGAGAAAAUAAUUUCUACAGGAUCGGAACAUCAGAACUGGACACUACUUUUAAACCUUCAAGGAUAUAGGAACUGCUGGUGGAGAUGAUGGCUGGGGAGCGGAUAGACGGACACGUCGUGCUUGGGUCGCCUAGAGAUACGGGCAGUGAGCCUUGUAUGAAAAGAGUGUGCAGUGGCUUGACGUGUACAGUCUGUGGCGAUGUUUCGAGUGGUAAGCACUAUGGCAUCUACGCCUGCAAUGGAUGCAGUGGCUUCUUCAAGCGUAGCGUCAGGAGAAAGUUGGUCUACAGAUGCCAAGCUGGGACCGGAUGUUGUUUAGUAGAUAAAGCUCAUCGCAACCAAUGCCAGGCGUGUCGUCUGAAGAAAUGUUUAGAAGCAGGGAUGAAUAAAGAUGCUGUACAGAAUGAGCGUCAGCCUCGAAACAUGGCCCAUGUCCGACUCGACAGUGUACCUUCUGUCACAACGGCUGAGCCCCAUGAGCUCGCUCCCAGUCCGUUGGCUCGAGAACCGACCUCUUCAUCGUUCUCAACGUCGUCGUCAUCAUCGACGUCACCAUCGUCAUCGUAUGGUGGGCCGAUGUCGGCGUCGGCGCACGCUGCUGCGUUUGCGUUCACGGCCAAUCACCGAUUCAUGGCAGGAUUGAUGACAGCAGAAACAUGUGCAAAAUUGGAACCAGAAGAUGCACUUCAAGACGCAUGCGAGAUCGACGUAACCGGUGACAGCGAUCCCAGAAGCGAUCUGCGACCAGACCAUCGUUCUGACCAUCAUCAUCAUCAUCACCAUCGACGAGCAGGAAUGAUCCUGAGCGGAUCGGAGCUUGCGACCACUCCCAAGGAGAUUGCUGUUUAUCCAUCAAGCAAUGAUAGCAUCUAUGAAUCAUCGGCACGCCUUCUCUUCAUGGCCGUCAAAUGGGCCAAGACGCUGCCAUCUUUUUCUAGUCUACCUUUCCGAGAUCAGGUUAUUCUUCUUGAGGAAGCCUGGAGUGAGCUUUUCCUGCUAUGUGCUCUUCAGUGGUCUAUGCCGCUGGAAUCAUGCCCGCUGCUCACCGGUCUGCACGAGCAAUCCCAGACGGACAAGUCGGCGACUUGUGUCUCGGACAUUCGCCUGCUGCAAGAGAUCAUGUCUCGCUUUCGCGGGCUUCGGGUUGACCCAGCCGAGUUCGCCUGUCUAAAGGCGAUCGUGCUCUUCAAACCUGAAACACGCGGGUUGAAGGACCCACAACAGGUCGAAAUUCUGCAGGAUCAAGCGCACAUGAUGCUGACCCAGCACAUACGGGCACACCAACCAACACAGUCUGCGAGGUUUGGUCGUAUGCUCCUUCUCCUCCCCUCUUUGCGAUUCGUGACGUCAGAUCAGAUCGAGCGACUCUUCUUUAGAUGUACUAUUGGGGACACACCCAUGGAGAGGUUACUCUGUGACAUGUUCAAAAAUUAAUCAGAGUCUGGAAAAUGAUGGAGGGGAUCCUAAAGUGGGAAAGUACCAUUGGCUUUACAACAGUUGUCCAUUUGCUGAAAGACAUUCAAAUCAUGGACAAAGACCAUCGACAGAAGUUGUGAACAGUCUGCGAAUGCUGGUUUCUUACGGCCUUCUGGUGAAGGUAAUGAUUGGCUGCAUGACAUUGGUCCCUUUGCUAGUUAGAGACAGUUUUUAAUCAAGUGCAGAUGUCGCGCUGAAGUCUUCUAUGGUUUUCCUUUCCGAAAACAAUAUUCAUGAAGUCAAAUAUCUGUGAGGCAUGAUCAGCAAAAGGGUGACAUAUUCAGUGGGAUAUUCGCGAUUGGUAUGAGUACGCAACGUCAUUACCACUGACCUUUUACUGCCCCUAGGUGUGUCUGAAUAAAAGUGUUGCCAAAGGGCCAGGCAGGGUCCCAAAUAAAGAAGAAGUACCUCCUCGAGAGGUAUUAGGAACUCUGACAUUGAGGGCGCUGUUCUUUAAAGAGGCGAAGGUUGAUUGUGGAAGAUGUGACCUGAAUGUGCGCCAUAUAUACUAAAAAAUGGGUGAAAAGGCAGACAGGUGAAUUACUUGGAAUCAUGAUCUUAAGAAAUGGACCGGACUUCGACUAGACAUUGGUAGAAGUUGGAGGGUACUGAUAUACCAAGUAAAGUCAAAUGAGGGGCACAAGCUCCUACAGGUGCUACGCUACUUGAGUACAGAUGAUAAUGAUUUAUUAUAGAGACAAUGAUUAAGUGGAUACUUGUUAAGGGUUAGGGUGGUAUAUCAUUGGGAUCAUUGGUUCGUAUCUAUAAAUACGCAGUUGGGUGUGGCUGUCCAGAGCUGACAAGAACGUGUAAUUUGCAAACAUCAGUAGGUAGGCGGAACUGUUCUGAUGAGCGCGUCAUGAAAGGACGUUGCAAUCCAACAACGUCUGUUUUCAUCUUACAGUUACCAGAGGAGCAGUGCUUCUUGGCUAUUCAGAAUAAAAGAAAGUUGUCAGAUCUGACCACUUGUCAGACGAAAAAUAUUGAUGGAAUGCUGCCGCGGACGUAGCUCAACCGCAAGUAAAACAAUUAAACGCAAGAUGCAAAUGGGUGCGACUGCUUAGCUGAAAAACACAAAAUUGAGCUUGAUAACCUUUUGCUCUUUGAAGUGGUUCUGGGGCACUUUUCUUUCGUUAUUAUUAUUCAUUAUUAUCAUCACUAUCAAUAUUUCAUGGGAGUUGUCUAGUUCCCCAAAAUACAUUCUUCAAUGGUUGUACUUUAUUAUUUAUUAUGUACUUCUAACAGUAACGAAAUCUGCCCGGAAAACAAAUCGAGAAGGCCUAAAUUCACUAGCUAUCAUUCGAAGUGUUAUCAAAGUUCAUAUCGAUUGUUACAUGAAUGUUGGGGUAUGCAAUAUUGCAUUUUAGUAUUAUAAAACUAUACAGUGUAUGUAGGGAAUGUGCAAUGCUGGUGUAUAGAAUGGUUUCAUUCAAAUAAUUGAAGUUGAUAUCAAGUAGGUAUCGAAAAACAGUGAUCUGAACAUGGGCGGCGGAAGCGGGAGGAGUGGGAUUUCCCCCCUAAAUUUGAGGUGGGGGGGGGGGCGACCCCCUAUUUCUUUGUUGAUAACCCUUUUUUUUGGUUGCUUGUCAAAACAAUUUCGUGGCCCCCCUAAAAUUGUUGGCUUCCUCCGCCAGUGGAUCUGAGAGUGACUUUCCCUGCCCUGCUAGUACUAGACACUUUUCGCUCAACGACGCUAGUUGAUUUUGGAAGAGUCUUUUAGUCAUGUCUUUUACGACAUGUGAAAAUUUUGUCUUUUGCAACCGCAACGGUGACAUUAGAUCUGCGGUUUCGUGUGCAAAAUUCUAGUUUCUACUAUGGUAACGAAGACAAUUCUGAUUUGGGACGAUUCUUUAGAGCCCGAUGAUAGUCGUUGGAGAGCUCCAAGGCGCCUCUAUAAUAUGGAAGUUAAAACAAGUUUUUAUCAGUACUUGUUACUUGUUUUGCCAUGCAAAAUGUUGAAUAUGCACGUCCAAACCCAAUACGUCAGCCUUUGCCAAAUGAUUUGUUUCCGUUUUCUAGUCCAUAUUAACAAGUAAUUUCAUGGCAUUAAAAGAAAAAUUGACGUUCAGAAACUUGAUUUGUUAUUGAUUAGCCCGGUUAAGCAAUUCGCCCAGUAAUUAUUUGAGGUUCAUGAAGAGGCGCAUCAUUCUUUCUUAAAAUGCAGGGGAUGAAUUCAUUAUAAUUGAAGUAGGGCAGCAUUCAAAAUACUGAAUUAAAAAUCAUCACGAAGUUUAGGAAGCAUUCAACUUCAACUUGUGCACGCUUCUUAAUCCUAUAUUAUUUGUGAUUUUUUCGUAAUAUUUUGUGCCACAGUGGUGCUCAAAAUAGUUGUCAGUUUAGGCUUGGAUAUACUGUGAUACCUUUACCAAAUUUGUUUUGCUUUGUAUAUCUACUAUAUUGUAAAUGCAUUUUCAUCAUUUAUGUAUAUAUAAUCACGGUUAUAGAAGAUAUAGAAAACA
Molecule: messenger RNA, 5487 nt
Organism: Lytechinus variegatus (green sea urchin)
Lineage: Eukaryota; Metazoa; Echinodermata; Echinoidea; Temnopleuroida; Toxopneustidae
Product: photoreceptor-specific nuclear receptor-like
Exons: 9
Coding region: 1637-2986 (449 amino acids)
Biological process (GO): cell differentiation; positive regulation of transcription by RNA polymerase II; anatomical structure development
Molecular function (GO): zinc ion binding; nuclear receptor activity; RNA polymerase II cis-regulatory region sequence-specific DNA binding
Source: RefSeq, a predicted model, not a curated record